GCCACAAUUUAAGCAAAUUGUGUUAUUUAAAUAAAAAAAUAAUAAUAUGCCUAAAGUUGUUUCGCGUAGCAUUGUUUGCUCGGAUACAAAAGAUCAAGAGGAAUAUACUGAGGAGAAGCCGUUAAACAUAUACUAUUGCUUAUGUGGAAAAAUGUCUCUUAUUUUGGAUUGCACAUUAGAGCAGUUGCCGCUGCGUGAAGCAGAUAAUGCGCGAGUUAUUGAUGCCAACGAACAUGCCAAUAAAUUAACUUACAACCCGGCGCCUAGAAUGAUCUACAUACGCCGCAAGGGCAAGGGCAUUGAGAAGCAGUAUCGAUACAGCUGCCGUAACUGCAGCUUACCAUUGUACUAUCGACACAAUUCCGACUCCCAUGUCACCUUUGUCAUGAGCAAUGCGCUGGUGCGCAACAAAGGUGAGAAGCCACUGGCAAUGCUGUUGGCAGCGGAGGCGAAAACCAAAACAGCCAGCAGCACAACUAAUGCCGCGAGUGCGCCGCCAAGCACGACAGCGGCUCCCAGCAGUGAGGAUUCGGGAAUAGUGGACGCCAGCGGCAAAAAGAUUAUGGUCACGCGUCACACCAAGAAUAUGGGCAAAUUUAGCUCCGUUACGGUAUCCACCAUAGACGAAGAGGAGGAUGAAAUUGAGGCGCGAGAGAUAGCCGAUAGCUAUGCCAAUAACGCGCGCAUCAUUGAGAAGCAGCUGCAGCGCAAAGGUGGCAAAUUGGCUGACCUGGGCGCCAAGCCCAAGGCGGAAGAAAUGCCACCGCCGCAGAAAAAACAACGCGGAACACUGCUGGAAAGAUAACAGAUACACAAAAUCUAAAUAUUGGGAUAAACGCGAACUAAUGUUCUAAUAAAAAUACAUAAGCAAAUAA
Messenger RNA from Drosophila montana, 875 nucleotides. Its product is annotated as STING ER exit protein. The coding region runs from base 47 to 805 and encodes 252 amino acids. Gene Ontology annotation, biological process: endoplasmic reticulum membrane organization; endoplasmic reticulum to Golgi vesicle-mediated transport. Lineage: Eukaryota; Metazoa; Arthropoda; Insecta; Diptera; Drosophilidae. The record is from RefSeq and is a predicted model, not a curated record. The transcript has 4 exons.